Exophiala aquamarina CBS 119918 is the source of this 609-nucleotide messenger RNA. RefSeq lists its product as uncharacterized. Gene Ontology annotation, biological process: arachidonate metabolic process. The coding region runs from base 1 to 609 and encodes 202 amino acids. Lineage: Eukaryota; Fungi; Ascomycota; Eurotiomycetes; Chaetothyriales; Herpotrichiellaceae. The transcript is spliced from 3 exons. The record is from RefSeq and is a predicted model, not a curated record. Gene Ontology annotation, cellular component: membrane.
AUGUCUCUCGGUGGCUGGAGAUGUAACAAUAUUGCGGAGCAUUAUGCCAAAGGUCACCAGGACAAAUGGGGUAGUAUUAUUGGCAUAGGCGAUUUCCUCACAUAUCGCAAUCGAGAUUCUUUCCAGAAGUUUAUUGUGAGAACUAGGGACCACUCCCUACGCAUAAUUGAGGACAUUGAGAACGACGCUACUGACUUUAAGACGUCGAUUGUAAGGCAGCACUUGAAUAUACUAGAAAGUAAGCCAAACCUGCAACCUAACAGUUUUCAAGUGAACAAAUGCUAUCUUUGUGGCGGCAAAAGGCUCGGUGAUGGUGUGAGUAUGGAUAUUUUAUUGAAGCCUGUUGAGGCUGGCCCUCGUGUCCUCGCUGUCGAUGGCGGCGGUGUCAGAGGCAUGGCUUCAAUUCGUAUGCUUCAACUCUUGGAAGACGAGAUUGGCGUCAAGUGCUCGGAUGAUAGCGGUGACAAUCUUCCAAUAUUACACGUCUUUGAUCUUCUCCUCGGAACAAGCUUAGGUGGUAUCAUCACUUUAGGACUAGGAGUGAAGUCUUGGUCCGCGAGGACUGGUACUGAUAAGUUUAAGACUUUUGCAAAAGACGCUUUCUACUAA